GGGGACAACAAAACAAAUAAACACACCAUCUUCUUCAUCACAAACAAAGAUAUUUCCCCUUAUCCCUAAUUUAGAAUCGCUUCCCCCCUUCGGCCGCAGGGAUAAGCCUUUCAUAUCACCGUCUAUACCACACCUGCCUACGUAAUUAUUGAUAUCAUACCGUCAUGGUGACCGCAACGGUGAGUAAGCCUUGGCUUGUCCAGAAGUACGGCGGGACCAGCCUGGGAAAACUACUGGACACGAUUUGCUGCAGCAUCAUUCCGCAGUACGCUAUAGGACAUGACCUCAUCGUCGUCUGCUCUGCCUUCUCGGGGACCAUGAAGGCGAGCGGGACGACCAGUCUGCUGAUACAAUGCAUAACUCUCGCGGAGCAAGGAAUCGACGCCCAGAAGAAGCUGAUUGACAUCGUGGACCUGAUCAAAGACAACCACUUGAAUGCGCUCAACACGUUUGCGAAUUCUUCGGCGCGGGCGUUCGGCCCCGAGGAGAUAUUCGAGGACACGGCGGCUAGCAUCAGAAGGGAGUGUGAGAGCCUCAAGAGGUUUCUCCUCGCUGCACAGAUUAUCGGCGAAUUGUCGCCACGGUCCAAAGACCGGGUUAUCUCCUUGGGCGAGAAGCUCGCGUGCAUGAUUGUUGCGGCUUGUCUGACUAGCACAGGCACACCAGCAAAGCCAGUUUUCCUAGAUAACAUAAUUGCAACGGCUUUCGGUAGCUCCGUUGACGAUCAAAUAACCGCACUGGAGAGGCUGGGACCAAAGUUCUACCAGGUAUUAUCCGGCCAGAUAGCGGACCGGAUACGAGAGUGCGGAAAUGCGAUCCCUAUCGUGACCGGUUUCUUCGGCAUAAUGCCCGACUCACUGCUACAAACGGUAGGAAGAGGGUACUCCGACCUCUGCGCAGCCAUGUGCGCGGUAGCAGUCGGAGCAGAAGAGCUGCAAGUAUGGAAAGAGGUCGAUGGGAUCUUCACGGCAGACCCGAGAAAAGUGCCCUCGGCUAGAUUAUUAUCGACCGUGACGGCCGAAGAAGCGACGGAGCUCACGUACUACGGGAGCGAGGUAAUCCACCCCCUGACAAUGGACCAAAUCCGCGACGCGCGCAUCCCCCUGCGCCUGAAGAACGUCUUCAAGCCGUCGGGGCAAGGGACCAUCGUAUACACCUCCUCGACCCGGGACGACUCGCCACCCCCCACCAGCCCCACCAUCAGCAGCAGCGUCCCGUCCCGCACAGCCACCCCACCCUCGAGCUUCAUGCUCAAGAACGGGUACCACGGCGCCGAGCAAGAGCGGCGCAAGCCCACCGCCGUGACCGUCAAAGACGACAUCCUCCUCCUCAACGUCGUCUGCAACCGCAACACCAAGUCGCAGGGGUUCCUGACGCAGGUGUUCGACCGCCUGGAGCGGCACAAGAUCCUCGUCGACCUCGUGACGACGAGCGAGCGCCACGUGAGCCUCGCCGUGCAGUCGCUGGCCCCGGGCGCCCUGCAGCGGCUGACGGAGGAGCUGGAGCGGUUCGGGCGCGUGGCCGUCGCGCCGAGCCGGAUGGCGAUCGUGACGGUCGUGGGCCACAAGAUGCGCAACAUGGUCGGCGUGUCGAACGAGAUACUGUCGGCGCUGGCGAAGGCGCAGAUAGGCAUCUAUCUGAUCAGCCAGGGCGCGAGCAAGAUCAACAUCUCGCUGGUGGUCGCGGCGGACCAUGCGCUCGCGGCGAUGAACGCGAUACACAGCGAGGUGCUGAAGAUCCCGACGCACAGGGAGCAGGAGAAUAGAUUUAUCCCGGGACCGUGGCUCUAUUAAAGUGCGUUUGCUUGCAUGAGUGCUUGCUUGUUUCACUUGCUUGCUUUUGCUUGCUCGCCCCCUCCUCGCACCACGCAGGUACCCGGCCGUC
Hypoxylon fragiforme is the source of this 1884-nucleotide messenger RNA. RefSeq names its product aspartate kinase. Bases 165 to 1793 code for a protein of 542 amino acids. The transcript has 6 exons. Lineage: Eukaryota; Fungi; Ascomycota; Sordariomycetes; Xylariales; Hypoxylaceae. Gene Ontology annotation, biological process: amino acid biosynthetic process. Gene Ontology annotation, molecular function: aspartate kinase activity. The record is from RefSeq and is a predicted model, not a curated record.